This is a messenger RNA of Besnoitia besnoiti, 4824 nucleotides long. RefSeq lists its product as uncharacterized. Gene Ontology annotation, cellular component: membrane. NCBI's taxonomy places the organism in Eukaryota, Apicomplexa, Conoidasida, Eucoccidiorida, Sarcocystidae. Gene Ontology annotation, biological process: sodium ion transmembrane transport. The transcript has 4 exons. The coding region runs from base 1 to 4824 and encodes 1607 amino acids. The record is from RefSeq and is a predicted model, not a curated record.
AUGAGUUCUCACGCGGAGGCCGAUUCAGGUGCCUUGCAAGCGGCUGGGCUUCCUCUGCCGCCUGGAGAGGCGUGCCCGCCACGCGAGCCUGCACUCGCCUCGACUUCUGAGCCUCCGCCGUCAUCUAGGAUUCGCCGAAGACGAUCUUUCAUGCUGGCAGACUUCGGCGGGGCUUCCUCUGAGCGGGUUGGAGACUCUUUCGCGCCACUGUUUUCUGCGAAACCUGCGCUUGGCGCCGCGGCGGCAGACGUCGGCGGCGAGCCGCAAGGCGCUGGGGAAGCGGCGCCCGCAGAGGACAGCGGCGGCCUCGGAGCUCGGCCUGCGAGUAGAGGCGCGGCGAACCCCAAGUUCGUGGGAGGAUUCGACAGGUGCCCACGCGCACGCGAGAGGGGCGCCAGCGGAGACGAAGAGGGAGUCGCCGCGUUUCGCAGCGGCGGGGAGGCGCGCGCGGUCUCGCAUGGCGACGGCGACCGCGGGGAGCGUGCGUCGGCUUUCGUCGCGGGCGGUGGCGCGCGAACGCUGCGCGCUGAGCGAGAGGCGAGGACGCGGGAAGCUGAGAGGCCCCCAGGCGAGUCGCGUUCUGCGCGGUUCCUGCGCAUCGCCAAGGCGUCUGUGACCCCGGUGAUGGAUCGCAAUACGAUGAUGAGCUUGACGCUCGGCGGCGACGCUCAGGGCUUUGCGAGCGCCGUGGUCGAGUCGCCGCCGCGCCGCGUGCAGCCGCGGCGGUACGCGUCGCAGCCCGACUUCGACGUCGAGCUUGACCGCCUCGAGGCGCUGCAUGCGGACGAAGCGUUCACGAGGCCUGGCUACAGGCGGACCUCCUCCGUCUCGUCGCCCUCGCACGCGAGCGGCUUCGAGUUCUCUCUCGCGCAAGGCGCGGACGCCCCGCACCCAGAGUCACCCACGCGUGCGGCGCUCCUGCCUACCCCGUACCCCGUUGGCAGCGCGAUCUGCGGAGGCCACGGCGGCGAAGGAGCGCGCGCCUCUCGCCGCGAGAUCGUUGACGUGUUCACUCAGCAGCGCGCGGGAGUCGAGGGUGCAGAGGAUCCGGAGGGCUGUUUUUCCCAGUUUUUUCUGUUUGGGACGUUCUCGGGGCGCGGGAGGUGGGUCAGCAAGCAGGAGUACUUCCUCACCAGCAUUUGCUACGCCGUUGGACUGGGGAACAUCUGGCGCUUUCCUUCGCUCUGCUACGUGAACGGCGGCGGCGCCUUCCUCAUCGCCUACUUCGUCUCGCUGCUGCUCCUCGGCUUCCCGAUGUUCCUCCUCGAGUCCGCCGUGGGUCAGAAGGUCCAAGAAGGCUUCCUCCGCGCCUGGAAGGAGAUUUGGUCGUUCUUCGCGGGCAUCGGCCUCAGCUCCGUCUGCCUAGCGUUCAUCUGCGCGAUUUACUACAACGUCAUUCUCUCCUGGGCUCUGUUCUACUUCUUUUCCUCCUUUGGCUCCACCCUGCCGUGGACUGAGCAGCCCGGAGACACCUCCGGCGCCAUCAACGCGGUUGAUAAGGUCAAACGCUACUUCCUCGUUGACUGCCUUCAAAAGGCGGAAAGCAUGAGUGGAGGCUCUCCCGAGGGCGUGGACGUCUCGCUCAACGUCCGCCUGCUGCUGUGCCUCGUGCUCGCGUGGCUCCUCUCCUUCCUCUCUGUUUGGCGGAGUCUGCGCCCGCGUGGAAAGGCCAUCCUCUUCACAGCUGUCGUUCCCUACGUCGUCUUGCUUCUCAUGGUUGGCCGUGGCCUCUCCCUCUCUGGAGCGAGCGCUGGUCUGUCGCUUUACUUCACUCCGCAGUGGCGGCUGCUGCUCGAGCCGCGGACCUGGGCGGUGGCUGGCUCGCAAGUUUUCUUCAGCUUAGGCAUCGCCUGGGGGUCGCUGGUCAGUUUCGCGAGCUUCAACCCUGUCGAAAACAACUUUGUCAAAGACGCAGUUGUCAUCACAGGCAUCAGCGGCGUCACAGCUUUCCUCGCGGGCCUCGGCGUCUUCGCCGUCAUCGGCAACAUGGCGCUCGUCUCCGGUCAGCCUGUGGAUGAGGUAGCCCGAGUCGGGAGCGGCUUGGCGUUCAUCGCGUAUCCGUACGCGCUCGGGUCCCUGCCGCUGGCGCCGUUUUUCUCUGUGUGUUUUUUCUUUCUCUUCAUUUGCUUGACGGUGAACAGUCAGUUCGCCAUGCUGGAGAUCAUCAUGACGGCGUUCAUCGAGGCGUCGCUUUUCCGCUCCUGGCCGCAGUCGCUUCUCGCCUUCGUGCUCUGCGUUGUUCUCUUCCUCAUGGGGCUGGUCUUCGUGUCGCCCGUCGGGAUCUACUGGGUCGACUUGCUUGACACCUUCGCGGGCACCGUCUCUCUCUCUCUCGUCGCGCUAUGCGAAGUGCUGGCGGUAGUGCUCCACUACGACCUGGGCAAACUCACCGUGCAAGUCGCCCCUGCGCUAGAAUCGCCCUCUUCGCGUUCCUCCUCGCUUGUCUCUCCUCACCAGUUGCGAGCGGCCUCGUGCGCCUCAAGGAGCGGCGCCGCAGCGGCAGCCAUGUCCCGUCCCGCCUCCUCUCUCGCGCCCUCGUCGCCUCCAUCGUCGCCGUCGUCGUCUUCGCCUUCUGCCUCUUCGCUUCCUUCGCUCCCUCGGCUCUCCUCAGGGCGGUUCGCGACGUCGCGCAGGUCGCUGUCGCUCUCGCGGCCGUCUUCGCCUCAGCCGCUACCCGUUGUUCCGUCGCGGCGAGGCUGCCUGGAGGCCGCCAGUGUGGAGCCGAAGAAACGCAGCGCCGCGGACUCGAGGCGAAACUCUCCGCUGGGGCUGCCCGCGCUCUCACGGGCAUGCGGCAGCGGCCUCUUUUCGCGGCGCCGAUCCUCGUCGUUCUCAGCGUCCAUGGGCUCGCCGAUGGCCUCUCCAACUGCCGUAGGGGGGGGGCCUGCGCCCUUGGCGUCCGCCGGCUCGCUCGCGCCUGGGGAGCAAGCCCCUCCCCCUGCGGUCUCGCAGCAGGCGCGGGUCGCGGCGUCGCCCUCGUAUUCGGUGCGCAUCUCGGACCCAGCCGAGGCCGUCUCCACUCGGAAGCGGCGCCGACAGAAGCUCGACGUCUUUUCUAUGUUUCUCUUCUCCUCGCCGCAUCUGAGGCGCUACCUGACACUUCUUCUGCCACUCCUGCUCGUGCUGCUCACGCUCUGCGGCCUGCGCUGGUUCGCCUCGCCCGGUGCGCCCGCGUCGGGGCUGGGCAGCAAGCAGCUCGGCGGGCGCGGGCUGGGCUGCCUGGGCAGCCCCGUGGCCUGCACUGGACAUGGAAAGUGUGUGCUCUGUGGAGACGAAACAGACACGCUGACACCGCGGGACUUUGCGCGCGAAAGGGAAGAGCUGGCCCGGGAACUGGGAAAGGGCGAAGAGCCCGGAAAAAUACGUAUCUUCGCCGUCGUCGAGAGCGACCAGCCGUCCGAAGAGACAGUGCAGGCCAUCGAGACGCAGAGCGAAACGGGGACGGCAGAAGGAAGCAAGGAUGAAGCUGUGGGAUCGCCAAAGGAAACCCGGUCGGUUCCGCCCGCUGGAGAUGCCUCGACGGAGCCAGCUGGCGCUCCGGCGGCGCCUCCAUCUCCUUCCUCUCCCGACGCUUCUGCGUCGCCUGAGGCUUCUGCGUCGCCCGAGGCUUCUUUACCCUACUCGCCCUCGUUGCCUGCGCCUGCAGCGUCUCCUCCGGCCGCGGAAUCUCCUGGUCUGUCUCCGCCUUCGGCGUCUUCGGCUCCAUCCUCUUCUGGUGCAGCGGAGGCGGCGGAAGUUCGUGCAGCUGCUGAGGAAAACGCGGUCGGUCAAGAGGCCCGGAGACUAGAGGAAGACGCGGAGCGAGGCCGGAAGGCCGCUGUGGAGGAGGAAGGUUCCUUCACCUCCGCGCAGCGGCGACCGAGCGAGGAACGGCGGCUCGCCUCUUCGCCUGAGGACGCCUCGUCUUCGGGGUCUCCUUUUCUCCAGAAAAGAGGCUUCUCGUCGUCGGUGGUGCCCGAUCCUCUCCCCUUCGCCCCUCGCCUCAUGGCCUCGUCUCCGUCGCUGUCCCCACCGUCAGCGGCGUCUCUCGAGGCUCUCUCUGUCGGCGGGGCCCAGCGGCCGGCGCCUCCGCCCGCGGCAGGCCCCUCGGCUCUCUCGGCGGGUGCCGGCGCGUCGCGGGCCGAGCCAGAUUCGCCUUCGUUCGCCGCACGCGCGGCCGCGGCGCCCUCGACGGCUGCAACGGACUGCGUGGACUUCAGCAUGUGUUUCUGCCUCCCGGGCUGGGGCGGGCUGGACUGCAGUCAGCCGCUCGCCUCGCAGGAGGAGAAAUGGUGCCCAGAGAACUGCAACGCCGAGAGAGGCCACGGCGUCUGCGACGCCCGCGCGGGGCGCUGCGUGUGCGCCUGGGAGUUCCGGGGGCCCUCCUGCAGGGGCUGGCGAUACGCCGAGGGUUGGCCUGAGUGGGGCCUGCUGCUCGGCUGGCUGGUCACGCUCGGCACGGUGCUGCCGAUUCCGCUCGUGCUGCUCGCGAAGUCGAUUCGCAGGCGCUUCUUCGAGCGCCUCGACCGCGCCCGCCCCGAGGCUGGCCGCCGCCCCGACGCGCCCUGCGGCGGCGGCGGCGCUGGAGACGCUCGCGGCAGGCGCCGGAGGCCCGCGGGCGGCGAGCGGAGCCGCGCCGAGAGGUCGCGGGCGUCAGCAGCCGUCGUCCUCAAAGGCACGCCGGUGAAUCUCCGCGCUGGAGGCGACAGGCGCCGAGCCGCGGAGGACGCGCGCGACGCGGAGCGGACGCAAGUGGAUGCGCAGGCCGCGCAUCCACUUGCUAUGCACUGCGUGAUAGGAAAACUGGUGGCUGAGGCAGGUGAAGUGACGCCUGGCAAGGCGUAG